GGAUUUUCCAGGACUUCAGCCCGGUGAGUCAGCGCGAUAGUCAAAUUGAGAGCCUCCCAAGGAACACUUAAAUUCGCCAUGUUUUUUUUUUUAAUCAUACGAUGAAGAAUGUUUAAACUUCCAAAGCUUCUUUUUCACAUCUUUGUCUGCCCUCUCUGUCCCCUGCAUCCCGCACCCACGGCACCGCAGACCAAACUCGGGGAAAAGUUGUGCAUGUCAACUACUCGUGGUCACGUGUCAGAGCUUUACUUUCAUUGGAAAUACGCUGAUUAAUAAUGAUAGUACAACAUUUUAGGCGUAUAAUUCAAUUAAAGCUAAGAUAAUUUUAAAACUGUUUCAACUUGUGGAAAUUAACCAAACAAUGUAGUUUUUAACGCAACCUUAAGGAGAAAAAAAAAGAGUUGGACCACGUGACCACUCCGGUGACGACUGCUAGCAAGCAGCCGAAAAUGUCAGGUGUUUCAGGAUGUAUGAAUCCUCAUUUGGGAAUCUCAUCUGCAGCUGAAAGGGACAGGAAAAGCACUGUCUGAACUAGUAAUGCAAAUGAAGCCAAAAUAUCCCCAUGUUUGAGUCCAGCUGCAGGUAAGUGCUGGUCAAAGGGAUGUGCUGAAAAAUACCGAUCCCACUGAUCCUGCUUUUUAUGCAAAAAUUAUGUACAUUUUUCUUCUUGUGUUUCUAGCAUCAUUGUAGUCUUGUGUUGGUAAGGCUGCUUUAUGCUUUCAUUUCAACUUAAAUAGCUCCCACUGGCCGGCAACCCCCCCCACAUAUAAAACAUAAUAUGUCUCAGCUACAUCUACUAUAUGAAACUACCAUAUAAUGCUUCUUAUAUUUCAACUUAUAAGACACAUCCUUCAGUGAGUAACUGUACACCCCUGAGCAAAAUGUUAAGACUGAGGAAAAAAAGUAUUCAUGUUUUGUGCUGAUGGAUUGUCACCAGGUAGUAAAAGGAGCAUUAAAAUGCAAAAAAGAAGAAAGAGGAGUGAUGGACCUGCUUCUUCUCUUUGCAUUGUGAUUUUCUGCUUCCACUUUGGUUACAAUACAACCACUUGCAUUGAACAGUGAAUCAGCAGCAUGUUGUUUUUGCUAAUUUAACACAUUCUUUGUGCUCUGUCCUUAUUCUGUUUUAAGAGCCUGCAGGUUCAUCUCUCAGGGAUGGUGGGUGAAUGGCAGUUUUUUUUUAUCAUGUAUGUGUGGCUUAUCUGUGUUGCUAUGGACACAGCUUCACGUGACACUCUUAAACGGAGGAUUUGGUAUGACAUCCAUAGUGUAGUACAGCAAAGGUGAUUUACCCCCCCAGUUGGUCCCCUAAGUCCAGUUCUGGUGGGAUUUCGGUGAUGAAAAACGAAGUUCCAGGUAGUAGUAAAGACAAUAUUCUUCUCAAAACAAUAUGCGUUCAAAAGAGUAAUACAGAAACACGCCUCCUGGAAAUCAGGCCUCAAAUAUUGCUUUGUGUCCCGCCACAUUUUCAAUUAAAAACCAGAGCAAUGUUUGUCCAUGCAGAAAAUGUAAUACUGCAAUGACUCACUAUGUAAUGCUAACCCGCAAUCCUGCACACAAGAGUUGAAUGCUAGGGAGAUAUCUGGUUAUUGUAAUGAAGACAUUUGCAAUUCUUAUUUUACACCUGCGGUUCAUUUGAUUUGCAUUUCCAAAUGUUUUGUAUCUAUUUCACUCUUUAAACAGUAUCAGUUACUCUCGCUGGAGUGAGAGUCUGGGAGUGACACAUAAAGGAUGUUGAUGUGACAAUCAGAAGAAGCCUGUAUCUUUAUUAUCAGCUGUCCGACUAUACAUGCACACUUUUGUUGUUGCAUUGACAUUUUUAAGUGCUCUUCUAUGAAAUUUACGGUAACAAAAACACAAUGGAUUUUUUAGAGGGAAGCAAAGGUGUCUACAAACCGAUCAUGGUAUGUGAUGUGAUGUUGAGUUUACAUGAUGUCUGGCGUGCACAGGUCUGUGAGGUCCAAGUCACAAGUCACAAUGUCAUUUUUUUAACGCUCCUACACAUAAAAACACUCUAAAGACCCGUUGGAUCUCCCAGUCUUCCAUGGCACAGUUGGCUGAGCUUUUUAGACUCCCAGCAGAAGAACCCGAUCCCACCUGAGGUGAAGAAAUGACUGACCUGCUAGUGGAGGAGAAUAAUAAAUCACUGAGCAUAAAAUAUGACAGGGCAUGUCCUGAGGGAACCCGGUGGCACCGCCAUCCAUAUCAACGUGGGAGGCUUCAAGAAGCGUCUCCACUCAGACACGCUCUCCCGGUUCCCGGAGACGAGGCUGGCGCGUCUUCUUCAGUGCCAGUCCAGGGAGUCCAUACUGGAGCUGUGUGACGACUACGAUGACACCGAGAAGGAGUUUUACUUCGAUAGGAACCCUGCACUUUUCCCGUAUGUGUUGAAUUUCUACAACACGGGUCGGCUGCAUGUCAUGGCCGAGCUGUGCAUCUUCUCAUUCAGCCAGGAGAUCGAGUACUGGGGCAUCAAUGAGUUCUUCAUCGACUCCUGCUGCAGCGGCGCUUAUCACUGUCGGAAAAUGGACCAGGAUCGAGAAGAAUGGGAUGGAAGCGAUGAAGGUAGCACCACUUCGUCAUUCGAUGAGCUUCUGGAGUUUUACAACGAUGCAACAAAAUUUGACAAGCAGCCGCUGGGGAGCACACGCAGGCGCGUCUGGCUGAUGCUGGACAACCCAGGCUACUCCGGAGCCAGUCGCAUCAUCAGCAUCCUCUCCAUCCUGGUCGUGCUCGGCUCCAUCGCCACCAUGUGUAUGAACAGCAUGAGCGAGUUCAGUCUGAUGGACCGCGAGGGCCGACCCGUGGAGGACCCCCGCUUUGAGAUCGUGGAACACUUCGGUAUCGCUUGGUUCACCUUGGAGUUGGUGGCGAGGUUCGCGGUGGCGCCCGACUUGGUGCAUUUUUUCGAGCAUCCGCUAAACGUGAUCGACUUGGUGUCCAUACUUCCCUUUUACCUGACACUCGUCAUCAAUCUGGUCGUGGAGAGCAGCCCUGCACUCGCCAACCUGGGUCGAGUCGCUCAAGUGCUUCGGCUCAUGAGGAUUUUCCGAAUCCUGAAGCUGGCACGCCACUCCACCGGGCUGCGUUCCCUGGGGGCCACCCUGAGGAACAGCUACAAGGAGGUGGGUCUGCUGCUUCUCUACUUGGCAGUCGGGGUGUCUUUUUUCUCAGUCAUGGCCUACACAGUGGAGAACGAGGACAGCGAGGACCUGUCCACCAUCCCAGCGUGCUGGUGGUGGGCCACGGUCAGCAUGACCACAGUCGGCUACGGAGACGUGGUGCCCUUGUCUUUAGCGGGAAAGCUGACGGCCUCAGCUUGCAUCCUGGCGGGGAUCUUAGUAGUGGUGCUUCCCAUCACGCUCAUUUUCAAUAAAUUCUCCCUCUUUUACAAGAGACAAAAACAGUUGGAGAUCGCUAUGCGAAGCUGCGAUUUUGACGAGGGCAUCAAAGAGGUGCCGUCCGUCAACCUGAGGAACUAUUACGCACACAAAGUGAAGUCUCUCAUGGCCAGCCUGUCAAACAUGAGUCGGAGUUCACCCAGUGAACACAGCCUGAACGAGUCCAUACACUGAAGGUGGUCUUGUGUGAUGAGCUGUCCCGGGUUCUGAAACAUUGAGCACCAAAGCUGUGUUUCCUUCCAUCAUGUUGGAAAUAGGGUUGCAAAGUUGAAGGGAUUUAGAGGCGCAAACUCCA
Molecule: messenger RNA, 3693 nt
Organism: Doryrhamphus excisus (bluestripe pipefish)
Lineage: Eukaryota; Metazoa; Chordata; Actinopteri; Syngnathiformes; Syngnathidae
Source: RefSeq, a predicted model, not a curated record